Molecule: messenger RNA, 3789 nt
Organism: Megachile rotundata (alfalfa leafcutting bee)
Lineage: Eukaryota; Metazoa; Arthropoda; Insecta; Hymenoptera; Megachilidae
Gene: roq
Product: RING finger and CCCH-type zinc finger domain-containing protein roquin
Biological process (GO): nuclear-transcribed mRNA catabolic process, deadenylation-dependent decay; ubiquitin-dependent protein catabolic process; protein polyubiquitination
Cellular component (GO): cytoplasmic stress granule
Molecular function (GO): ubiquitin protein ligase activity; mRNA binding; RNA stem-loop binding
Source: RefSeq, a predicted model, not a curated record
UAUGAUUCAUCUGUUCUUGCUUCGAUGGCAGAACUACGUGCAAAGUAACCGAGUAGUGAAUGUGAUGUUUUGUGAGGGCUAUAACGAGUUAUUGUUGGAAAAAAACAGUAUUGCAGAGAAUUGUGAAAUCAAACAAUUGAACAUUUUCAUGUAAUUUUAUUGCAGAAUGCCAAUACAGGCACCUCAGUGGACUGAAUUUCUUUCUUGUCCAGUUUGCUGUCAUGAUUUUGAUGUGGCCGUACGGGGCCCAAUAUCCUUAGGAUGUGGUCAUACUAUAUGUCGAACGUGCCUUGCAAAUUUACAUCGUAAACAAUGUCCUUUUGAUCAGAGUGUUAUUAAUACAGAAAUAGAAAGAUUACCUGUAAAUGAAGCUUUAUUACAAUUAGUGGGAAAUCCUGUUCCCACAAAUGUUGCAACAGCUUAUCAAAAAUUAUUACCACCUGAAGAUCAUGCUAAUUACUUGGUUGCUAAACGUUGCAUUGAGGAGCUUGCUCUAUAUCUCAAACCAUGUCAAACAAAUCCUAUUCUAGCUACAGGGGCAGGUCUUGUUUCUCGACCAAUGCAAAGAAAGUUAGUAACUUUGGUAGGUUGUCAGUUGGUUGAACCAGAAGGAAGAGCCCGUGCAGUUAGAGCAGCUAGAAGUUUAGGUGAACGGUCAGUUACUGAAUUAAUACUUCAACAUCAAAAUCCACAGCAACUUAAUGCUAACUUAUGGGCUGCUGUACGUGCUCGAGGAUGUCAGUUUCUUGGCCCAGCAAUGCAGGAAGAGGUACUCAAGCUUGUUCUUUUGGCUUUAGAAGAUGGAUCAGCUCUUUCUAGAAAAGUGUUAGUUAUGUUUGUAGUUCAACGUUUAGAAUCACAUUUUCCUCAAGCUUCCAAAACAAGCAUAGGACAUGUUGUACAGUUGUUAUACAGGGCAAGUUGUUUCAAGGUAUCCAAGCGGGACGGAGAUUCAUCAUUAAUGCAGUUGAAAGAAGAAUUCAGAACAUAUGAAGCUUUAAGAAGGGAGCAUGAUGCACAGAUAGUGCAAAUUGCAACAGAAGCUGGCUUAAGAAUAGCACCUGAUCAGUGGUCUGCAUUGCUGUAUGGAGAUACUAGCCAUAAGUCUCACAUGCAAAGUAUUAUAGACAAACUUCAGACUCCACAAUCUUUUGCUCAAAGUGUACAAGAAUUGGUUAUUGCUCUCCAACGUACUCCUGAUCCUGGACAAUUAAGUAGUUUAAGACCUCAGUUAGAAUUAUUAGCUGCAAUAGACCCUAGCCCAGAAACUGAACCACCCACGUUAGCGGAAUGUCGUGCAGCCUUAGAAGCUGUUAGAACUGUAGUUGCUGCAUUAGUAGAAUUUAUUCAACAACAUGGUAACCGGAAAACACAAGAUGGUACUCAUAGUGUAGGCCCAGGCCAACCAAAAUAUAAAGUGAGCAUGUGUCGAGAUCUUGCACUCAGAGGAUCUUGUCCUAGAUCCACUAAUUGCACAUUUGCUCAUAGCGACAUGGAAUUGGAUAAAUAUAGAUCAAAAAACCGAAAGUUAAGUAUUAGAUCAAAUCUGCCUGUCACCAAUAAUGCAGAUACGAAAACAGAUAAAGUAAUUACUGGAUCAAAUAAUAAGACAUUUAAGCAAAAUGACGAAUUGUCUUAUCAUUCCAUAAAAUCACACGAUAAUACUCACAGAGAUAAUUUUAAUUCUAUAAAUAAAGUUAAUCCAAUGCAACAUCACACUCCGACGAAUGAAAAUAAUUUUGUUGGGUCAUUGACAAAUUACAUGUUACCGUCUCCACAAGGAAUAAUGCCUAUAGUACCAACUAAAAAUAUCGAUAUGCAUUGUUCUCAUUACAUUAUGCCCAAUGCACCUAUCGAAUAUGCUGCACCUAAUCUUGGUAUGUGGGAUUCGUCGCAGAUCUCUUCUAAUGUAACUAAUGGAAUUUCGAAUAGCAAGAAGCAGCGGACAGUGGCCAAAACAUUGGCGAUGUUACUCCAACGCAGGAUGGAAAUCUUAAAUCAGCUCGAAACAAUUGUUAACAAACAAGUGCCGCAAAUGAAAUCGAAUUAUGAUAUACAAGGAGAUGCGUUGUCAUCAAAUUUUUCUAUAUGGGCAAAUACACAAAGUAGUCCUAUAAUUCCCCCAUCAAAUAUGAAUUGUAACAACAAUUUCCCGUGUACAGAUUCUAUUCUAUUUGAUGAUGAAUUUGUGCCAUUUGAUGCAUCAUCUAGUAAUAAAUAUGGACCAAUUUCUAAAUUACCUAAAAAUUUAAUCAGAUCCAGCAAUGGUGUACAGCCCGCUACUUUUUAUGGAGAAGGAGGCACACCUCCUGCAAUGUCUGCCUAUCGUCCUAUGCCAACUACAAACUCAGUUACAUCUUGGUUUUAUGGCAAUCAUCAACCUUAUGCUACUAUCGGUGCAAAUGGAGGAAUACAAUCUAUUAAUAAUUCUGGUUUCGAAGACAGUUACAUUACUUUUGGUCGUAAUAUACAAGAAUCAACUACGCACACACAAUUUGCGCGAUCAGAGUGCAUGUCGAAAGACUUGAUUUUGGAAUCACAGAAAGUGAAACAACAAUUGAAGCAUCUCGAAAAGAAAAUUAACGAUUUAAAGCUCGCUACUCAAGGAGCCACCUUUACGGCUGGAGAAAGGUUAACACAGGAGUUACAAAUGAUUGAAGCUGGAAUUAGAGAAAAAGAAAAAGACGUACGAAAUUGGAGUCCGUACGGUACUGUUCCUUGGAUUCAGUCGUCGAAUAACAUGCUUGGUACUCAAAAUUUUAAUCAAGACUAUAAACCUGAAGAGGAAGACACGUAUGAGGCUGGUAUCGCAAAUGAUAUGCGCGAGCUAGAAUUGCGAUGGGAAUUUGAACUGCAAGAGCAAGAAUUACAAGAACUACAACAUUGGUCGAGCGAAGAGGACAAUUCUAAAAAAUAAUAGUAAGACGUUGUAAUCUUACUGAAGUUCUUCAUUUAGAUCUGACCAUUAUUUGUUUUACAAAACAUACAUGUUUUUUUGACAUGUACAAGUAAUCUUUCAUGCGAACUUCCAUGCAUCAUCGUGUUUCAAUUUUUCUAAUGGAAUAACUGAAAGUAAAUGGAAUUUGUACUCUUUGCAUAAGAAGAAUUUAAAUUUCAAUGAAACAACACCGGAUGAUGACGCUUCAGGAAAUCUCGGUAAAUAGAAUUUAUUAUUCUAACUUGAAUAAGCGUGCAAAUUUUUGGUAUUGGUAUAGUAUGACAUAAAGUGGAUUGAAUACUUUCCCAUGUACUAUGCCUUUACAAAUCUUGGUAUAUAAUCUUGUUUUUUCAACUGUGAAAACGUACUUUUCCUGGAGUUAUUAUCAGUAUGUAAAGAUUAGGUGUAUGUAUGUGAUAUUUCGACACAAAUUUGUUAAAACGCAUCAAAUCCUUCAUGACGAUAGUAACUUAUAUUUAGUUAUGCAGGAAGUCGCGUCGUUUUAAUUUUUACUAGCCGCAGUAGAAAUUUAUUAUUAUAGAAAUUAAUGUAAAAAGUGAGAGUUAGCUGCCGCAUUAAAAUUAACAUUUAUAGAACCGGUGAAGGGUUGAUUGGUGUUCCGUUAUGAAUACCAUAAUAGGGACAUUCUUUAACAAACAGAUUAAACAGAUAAGAGCAGAUUUGUUAAAAUUUAACAGAAAUUAAUGUCAGUGUUUUAUAAACAUGACUGGAUGUAGUAUAUUUUGUUUAUAUGUUUGCACAAUGAAGCAAAGAAUAUUAUAUUACUGAUACAUUCGGAAAGAAUGCUAUUUAACCUGCAACAAGGUUACAUGAUAAAAAAUAUACGAAUA